This is a messenger RNA of Gastrolobium bilobum, 1656 nucleotides long. Its product is annotated as mannose-1-phosphate guanylyltransferase 1. Gene Ontology annotation, biological process: GDP-mannose biosynthetic process; cell wall mannoprotein biosynthetic process. The transcript has 5 exons. Bases 195 to 1280 code for a protein of 361 amino acids. Lineage: Eukaryota; Viridiplantae; Streptophyta; Magnoliopsida; Fabales; Fabaceae. Gene Ontology annotation, cellular component: cytoplasm. The record is from RefSeq and is a predicted model, not a curated record. Gene Ontology annotation, molecular function: mannose-1-phosphate guanylyltransferase (GTP) activity; GTP binding.
AUAAAGGGGAAGAUGGUUCAGACGCAGUGAUUCCAACACAGCACGGUUGGGGGCUCUUUCCUUCUUCUCCUUCUAGAUUCCAACUCGCCGCGUUGACUCGGUCCGGGUUGGGGUUUUAGUUCGGAUUUUGAUUCUCUCCGACACGACCCUCGGAUCUAAAUCCCGUUCGAGGAAAAAGCAAAGGGCAUAUCACAAUGAAGGCAUUGAUUUUGGUUGGGGGGUUUGGAACAAGGUUGAGGCCAUUGACACUCAGUUUCCCUAAGCCUCUUGUUGAUUUUGCCAACAAGCCCAUGAUUCUGCAUCAGAUUGAGGCUCUUAAGGCCAUUGGAGUUUCUGAAGUGGUACUAGCCAUCAAUUACCAACCAGAGGUUAUGUUGAAUUUCUUGAAGGAUUUUGAAGCAAAGCUCGGCAUCAAGAUCACUUGUUCUCAAGAAACUGAACCACUGGGAACUGCAGGCCCCCUGGCUCUUGCCAGGGAUAAGCUGAUAGAUGACUCUGGAGAGCCCUUUUUUGUUCUCAACAGUGAUGUUAUCAGUGAGUACCCGCUUAAAGAAAUGAUCGAAUUCCACAAAUCCCAUGGAGGAGAGGCGUCCAUAAUGGUAACAAAGGUUGAUGAGCCUUCAAAAUAUGGUGUGGUUGUGAUGGAGCAGACGACAGGACUGGUUGAGAAAUUUGUAGAGAAACCGAAGUUGUUUGUUGGUAACAAAAUCAAUGCUGGAAUUUAUCUGUUGAACCCCUCUGUUUUGGAUCGAAUUGAACUGAGGCCCACUUCUAUUGAGAAAGAGGUGUUUCCAAAGAUUGCUGCAGAGAAAAAGCUUCAUGCAAUGGUCCUGCCAGGAUUCUGGAUGGACAUUGGACAACCGAGGGACUAUAUUACUGGCCUGAGGCUUUACCUGGAGUCAUUGAGGAAGAAGUCUUCUUCUAAGUUGGCCAGUGGCCCUCACAUUGUGGGGAAUGUCAUUGUGGAUGAGACUGCCAAAAUUGGUGAGGGAUGUCUCAUUGGACCUGAUGUCGCUAUUGGUCCUGGCUGCAUUGUUGAGCCAGGUGUUAGGCUCUCGCGCUGCACAGUCAUGCGAGGAGUCCGGGUUAAAAAGCAUGCAUGCAUAUCCAGUAGUAUUAUUGGGUGGCAUUCCACUGUUGGGCAAUGGGCUCGUGUGGAGAAUAUGACUAUCCUUGGAGAAGAUGUCCAUGUAUGUGAUGAAAUUUACAGCAAUGGUGGCGUGGUUUUACCCCACAAGGAGAUCAAGUCAAGUAUUUUGAAGCCAGAGAUAGUCAUGUGAGGUCAAUGUUGUUCAAAAUGGUAGCAUGGGAUGAAGAGGUAGUAAGUUAUUUAGUCUGAAACUUGUUUGUUCGUUUCAUCUGUUUUCCCUUUUCCUUCAUCCCAUCCUUUUCUUUCACCCCACGCAGUGUACAAGUCAGUUUUUCGAUUAUAACGAGUGACGUCAUUACAAUGUUCAAAGGUCAGAAUCUUUGUAAAGGUCGAAAGUUUGAUCUGCUGUGCAAAGUUUGUGUAAUUUUCAGGGUAUGUAUAGGAAUAAAUUAUUAAUUACUUGUUUCUUUCCAGCUAUUACAACUCACUAGGAAAAAGCUAAGACGUAUUUCAAUUUACGAUUAAAUGUGCGAAAUCAUAAUUAUAUACCUGUCAUUGCUGCUGCA